Messenger RNA from Heterotrigona itama, 11152 nucleotides. Lineage: Eukaryota; Metazoa; Arthropoda; Insecta; Hymenoptera; Apidae. The record is from the annotation of a GenBank genome assembly.
GGCGGAUAGACGAUUUUUACUGAAACGUAUUUUUCAAAUAAUGUUAUAUAGUUGACCAGGUGCCUCUCUAAUUUAAGUACAUGAGAAAAAUAAAGAAUAUUUUUACUUUGAUAAUUAACAUAAUUCCUUGAACGAAAGUAGCGAAAAUUUAUUGAAAACGGUAUCUAAAGUGUACGAGCACUUUGCAAACUCGUCGGGAAUGUGAAACGUUAAGUUGUUGUAUGAUUACAUGUCCAGUUGUAUAUCACUUUUAAAAACAAAUUCAUCUUGAUUGAGUGCAUUGUAAUUCCAUAACAUAAAUAAAAGAGAGGAAAAAGAAGGUAGGAAGAAGGAAAAAGUAAAUAAAGAAAUAGCUGAAGAAAAAGCUGAUAUAGAAGGGGAUAAUCUAUAAAGAUAUUGAAUGUCUAUAAAAAUACGAUUCUUAAAAGAAAUCAGUAAGCAAUCCCAAUCUUAAUGUUCAUGUGAUACAUUAGUAAAAGUGCGAAAACCCUAUCGUAAUUUUUGCGAAAGUUCUUUGUAGACAUUCAUUUGUGAUGAGAUGAACGAAGUUCUACUAUUGUAACUCUUUGAGAAACAAAAAUUUGUAGAAUGGCUUCUGAUAUGCAAUCUUUCUCGCGUAUGCUGAAAUUGCUGAGGGAAAAUAGUAAUAUUAAGGAGAAACGCGAAGCUUUAACCUAUAUUCGCAGUAACAGCAAAAAAUUAGAAUCCACAAAAAUUAUUAAAGAAGAGCAAUACAAGGAUUUAUGUGGACUAAUUGUAGAUGCAUUUGUAAAUGGAAAUAAUGACAUACAGAAUGAGGCAUAUGAAACAUUAAAUAUAAUUAUUCAGGAAUUUAAAAAUCAUACUUUGAAUUUAUUUGAGACUAUGUCAAAAAUAAAUAAAAAAAAUAGAUUAAAAAUUCUCAAAUUAUUAGAUAUAGUUGAAGACAAUGCUGUAUCAGUAUUUGCUUAUGACCCAUAUAUUGUAAAUUUUUUAAAUAAUUGUAUGUCUACAAUACAAACAGAUAUAAUGCCGUGGACAGCACCAAAUGCAUGUAUAGAUAAUCUACAAGCAUUGAUAGAUGCUGAGAAUAAAUCACUAUCAGAGUACCAAAGAUUAGAAGAAGAAACAAUUAAUUAUUGUAUAACUCUAUUAAGGAGAUUAUACAAAGUGGCUGCAAUAACAUCAGAUAUUAAAAUUAACAGGUUUAAUGUGCUAUUGAUGGAUAAAGUAAUGUUAUUAGCUUAUAUGGGUCAUAAACGACAACGUGGUCCUGCUUUAAAACUUUUACAACAAGCUUUAGCAACAAAUAUGAUAUCACAUGUUCGUACUAAACUAACAUCUACAUGGAAUCAAUAUGUAGCAACAUUACAGUCUACAUACUGCAAACGUAUGUUACUUUUAGUAUCUGCAUGUGAAUUAGAUUGGGCUACACAAUGGAAUGUUAGUAUUCAGUUUCUUGGUGUAGACCUUCAUCGUGGUGCUGGUUUAAUAAAUAAUUUAUUAAGUGUUGAAGAAAAAGCAUUUAAAUCUACAGAUACAGUUACACGCAGGCAAGCAUUCCUUUCAUGGAAAUUAUUGGUAGACAAUUUUGCUUUAGAUCCACUAGAACUUGCUACUCCCAGACGAAUAAAGUUAUUAUGUAUUCCACUGAAUGCUAAAAACAGUAAAACUGAAUUAAUAGCAUUGACAAAAUUAGAAGUCUGGUGGCACGUGAUAAUUAAGCUUUAUAAAGACAUCUCUAAAUUUGUUAAUCCUGUAAUUACACAAUUCUUAAAUUUUUGUUUUGGACCUCUUGGAGAUACACCAUUAUUAUCGUCAAAGUUUGAUGUAGUUGCCUCACCAGGGAAAAGAUUUUUUAAAACAAAAAUUGUUUCUAUGGAUGUUUUAUGUCAACUUCUUGUCAAAAAACAAGAGAAUCAUACUACUCAGAUUUUGGAAGAAAGACUUCCACAUCCUAUAUCUGAUGCUAUCUUUCAAGAGUGUUACAAAAGUAUAAUUCAUAGCGUAGGAGAAGCUUUGCUUAUUCUUAGUCAACUUACAGAUGCAGAAAUGAAAAACAGAUAUCAACUUGGUAAAAUAUUAUGGACAAGCUUAAUAGCUUACAUACAAGAAUCAAAAAUAGCUGUAAAGGAGAAUAUGUAUAAAGAUAUGAUACAGGUUGUUAUAGAAUUAACAAAUCAUGCUGAAAAUAAGCCAAUGAUUAAAGAUUUAAUUCUUGAUACAAUCUUAUUUGAAAUUGUUGAUUUGAGUGCAAAUUUUAAUUUUCAAGAUGACACAUUAUCAAAAAUAGUAUUUAGACUUCUACAAAUUUCAAUUUUAAAUAAUGCUGAAAAGAAACACUAUAAUGCAUUAAAAUGUUUCUUCUGUCAAUGUAUUAAGUCUCAAAAGAAAAAUAUAUAUUACUCACAUGCAUUUGACUGUUUGAAAGAAAUGCAUGAGAAAUUAUAUGUGCUGUCAAAUGCAAAAGAUAAAACUGAAUUUAUUAUUUUUGAAUUGUGGCUUAUUUUAGCAGAUGUGUUAGAAAAAUAUAUGACUGAUAUGCAAGGGCUGAGUAAAGCAAAUACUACAGAACAGUACUUAAAAACUGUUGAAUCCAUUAUAGUCUUUCCAUUUAGAUAUAUGUAUUUGGAGGACCAGAAACAGAUUCAAGAAUUAACAACGGUUUGGAAAUGUUUGUACAAACAAUUCAAAUUGCAACCAGGCAUAUCACCUGAAAAAUCUAAUGAAAUAUUUUUAAAUAUUGCAAAUACUAUGCAACUUUGUUUAAAAAGAAAUGAAAAAACUUCUUAUCUUAUUAUGAAUUGUUUAGAUACCUUGCUAAGUACUAUCAAUUAUAAACUUGUACUGGAGAAUACAAUCAUUCCAUCUAUUAUAAAUCUUAUUAUGGAUCUUGUUACUUAUUUUUUAUCUAACAAAAAAGCUAAAGAAAGUGAACAUAUUCUUAAAGCAUUGACAGCAGUAAUUAUUACUAUCUAUGGAUAUAAUCCAGAAAAAGUAAUACUAUAUUUACAAAUUUGUAAACCUGCAAUUGAACUUAUUCUUCAAUCAGAGUACAAAGAGGUAGUCAAUACAUGGGAAAGUAUAAUUAUUAUCUUUAAAGGACUUGGUAAAUUAAUUAAUUAUGAUCUUUUAUCGUCUUACAAAAAACUAAUUAUUCAAGCACUAAAUCAUACAAAUCAUGAUAUACAAAAUCAAACAACAUCUCUCUUUGAAUUAAAAAGUGUAUUAAGUGAUAGUUGCAGAUUAGUAUUGGAAGAAAUAGAAAGAGAGAUCAGGAAAAAUAAGAUAUUAAAUGAACCUGAAAUUAUAAAAACUGAUAAAAUUGAGAAAUCACAGAAUCAAGUAAAAAUGGUUAGCUUUUUAGAAUUUAGUAAUCCAAAGACAGUAAUUAAUGAAUCGGAUAAAACUAUAGAAAAAAAUAUUCAAAAGAAAACCUCGAUUGACACUGAUUCACAGGAUUAUGUUUUUAUUAAAACAGAUUUAAAAUUUGAUGUCAAUCGCUUGACAGAACACCAAAAAGAGUCUUUAAAACGUAGGAAAGAAGAUAUUGCAGCCUUAUGUAACGAUUUGUCGCAAUCUUCAUCACAAGAUACUCAAAAUUUGCAAGAAUGGUUUAAUAAAAAAAGUAAAAUUUUAGAAGAAGCAGAUAAAAGUUAUAAUAAAAAUGAUAAUAUUUCGAUAAAAAGUGUAUUAGACGACGAUGCAAAUAAAGAAAAUAAAAUUGAAGUGAAAGAGUUAGAAGCAAUUAGUAAAUCAAGUGUUGACAAUGAUACAAAAUCAGAUAGCGUUGAACAAAAUAUACCAUCAGAAUCUAUGCAAAAAGUAAAAGAUAAUAUUGACAAUAAUGAAAAUUCGCUCGUAGAAAAUCAAAUGACAACAAUAGAAAAUGUUUGUGACAAUACAGAAACAAAAUCUUUAACAGAUUUUACAUCAAGAGAGUUAGACGCCAAUACUCAAGAAAAAUUAGAAGAAAAUAGAGAUGAACAAAGAUUAUCCCCAUCUAUAUUAGAUAAUAUUAAACGACGUAAUCGUUUUAAUGUUGCUAUAAAGUCUACUUCUCCAAAAUCAUUAAAUAAAUUUUUAACAGAAGAAAGUAUUAACAAUGAACCAGGACAGUCAAAUACAAUUAAUACUUUGCAAAAAACUUUAAGAACAAAAAUAACUCAAAGCAAAUCUGAAAUGUUUGAUAAACAAAAAACUUCGGAAAAUGUAGAAAAUAAACCAAUCAAAGAAGAAAGAAAAGGUAUUAAACGUAAAUCGACUUCGGAUAGCGAAAAUGAGGCAAUUAAUAUGCGUCAACGGAAGAAAACUUUAUCAAUUAGUGAUAGUGAAAGCUGUAAAUCUACAGAAAAAGACAAUGCAACAAUGAAUUUAAAUCCUAUAAUUGAUGAAACAAAUUUGAGUCAACGUACCAAGAAUGAGAUAUCACGAUUACGUAUAAAUAUGGUAUUUGACCAUAUUCCUUUAUCACGUAGCCGCCGAUCCAAGAUUUCUGAGGAUAAAGAAAUUACCAAAAAGCAACCAAUAGAAAAUAAAGCAAAGAAGGAAAUGAAACAAAGAGGUAGACCUAAAAAAUCAGAUAAAAUUAAAGUUGAAAACGUUGAAGAUAUAAGAAAGGAUAAAAAAACUGAAUUAGAAGAACAAAAGAAAGUCGAAGAAAUUGCAAGAAUAGAAAAUUCUUCAAGAAGUAUAUCAGAUAAUAAAUGCAAUUUAUUUGAUACAGAAAAAUUUACUGAUAAUGAAAUUAAUGAUAUUCAGCAUAUGAGAACUGAAAAUAAGAAUCAGAUACAAAAUGAUAUGGAAGAUAUAAUAGAAGAUUCUCAAAUAUUAUUUAAAUUAAAUAAAUUACCAAAAGUAAAAAUUGAAAUUAAUAAAAUUGAAGACUUGAAAAGUAUUAUUUUACAGAAUAAAAAGAGUCAAUUAGAAAAUGAAAAAAAGGUAGGAGAAAAGGUUCAAGAAAUAGAAAUACAAACAGAAGUUACUUCAAAAAGUGUAUCAGAUGAUAAUUGUGAUUUACAUUACAUUCAAAACUGUACUGAAAUUAAUGUUGAAGCAGUUAAUAAUAACAAAUCAAAUAACGAAGUAGAAAGUAUAAAUCAAGAUGUUAAAUCUGUUGUGGAAGAAAAAAACCAAACUCAAGAUGAUACAGAAGAUAUAGUAGGAAGUUCACAGAAAGAAUCAGAAUUAUUUAAAAAAUGUAAUGAAAAACAAUAUUUUAUUAAAAUUAAUAAACUUGAAGAUAUUUGCUCCUCAACGAAAUAUUAUGAAACUAUAGCUGAGGAUGAAGAAGUAGCUAAAAUUGUCUCAAACGAUUGUGAUAAUGACAAUAUUAAAGUUCCUAAAGAUAAUGUUAAGGAAUUUGAAGAAACCAAUGAAGUCAGUAUCAGUGAACCAAAGAUUUCGUCUCCAUUUAUUGAAAUUAAUUUAUUUGAUAAGGAAAAGGAUACUGCAUUUGAAGAGCAAAAAAUAAACGACGGAUCAACAUUGAAAUCCUUAUUUGAUUUAUCAUCGCCUAAAAGUUGUAUUAAACGUCAAGCAAAAUUUAAAACCUUUACAGCACAAGGGCGUGCAGCUCAUAUGUUAGGAUUAGUAACAAAACAGGCAAGAAUGGAAGCUGAAGGUAAUGUAACAAAUUCAGAUGAAGAACCUAUAACUAAAAAAUUGAAAUCCAAAGAUAUAGAUAAUGAUACGUUGCUUGGGAAAAAAGAACAAGGAUCUACAUUAAAAGAAGUUGAUAAAAUAACAGCAACAUGUAGUAGUAGACAAGAAAAAAUUUUUAGUAAUAUGAGGUCAACAGAUUACUGUUCUUCUCCCCCAAUAAAAUUAUUUUCUAAUUUGAAAAAUGACGGAGAAAAAAUUUUCUCAAGAGCAGAUAAAUCAGUAGAUUGCACAUCUGUACACACUGAGACUCAAACUGAUAAAAUAGAUGAAGAAAUUCUAUUUGAAACAGAUGAAUUGCCAAUUUUAGAAUGGUCAAGUGCAAAUCCACCUUCAUUAACUGCAUCUCCAAGUGCAAGUAUAUUAAAACGUCAACGUCAAUAUAUUCCAGAACCUGAUCCUGAGUCUGUAACUCCUAGUAAGAGAAAAAGAGUAAGCUUUGCGGACCCGCCAGUUUCCAAGGAAAUGGGAUAUGAGAUUACAUCUACUGAUUCGCCUCAUAAAAUUAAUAAAUUUGUUUCGCGUGGAUUAACAGUACGUAAGGAAUCGCCAUUAAAGUUAAAACAAAUUAAACAGAAAUCAAUAGACUCAGAUAAGUUGGAGAAAGAUGAAGAAAUUGAUGUGGCAAGUACAUCUGAAGUUGACUUACAGUGUGUAAGAGAAAAUGAAUUAUUAACAAAAAUAGCUGAAGAAUUAGAAUAUUCAGAGAAUGUCACAAUAGAUACUGAUGUGCAAACAUCGUAUAAUACUGUAGAGGAUAAAUCAACAAAUACGAUUCCUACAUCUAAUAAUAUUAAAAUUAAUAACUUAAAUGUUGAAUUUGAAAUUACUCAAGAUUCAACGUUUUCCGAAUAUGUAGAACCAAAUUGUAUAAUUAAAAGAGAUCAAAAUAAAAAGAAUGCACUUUCCGAAGUAUCAAAAGAUUGUAAUAUUAGUUUACAAAGCAAUAAAUUUGAUCACUUAGUGACGCAGGAAGAUAUAUUUACUGGAGCAGAGACAAGAUAUAAUAAUUCUAUUGAGAAACCUUCAGAUUUGAAGAGAACUUUAAAUGUUGAUACAAGUGUUACACAAAACACGUCUGUUAUAAAUAAUUCAUUAGAACUGCUCAAAUUCAAUGCUCAGAACAAUUCUAUAAUAGAACAUUCAUCAGAAAAACAUACUGAAAAUUUGGAUGAUACCGUAGAUGCAGAAAAUCUUACUGUGUUUAAUUCUUCAGUAAAUUCAGAUGAAAUUUUCUGUGGAAAGUUAAUAAGAACUAGUACACAAUCAACCGAGAAUACACAAGAAAAUAUUCAAGAACAAGAUACUUUACCAGUUACAGAUUCAGUAUUUGGAAGUCUACCUUUGAGUCAAGAUAGUCAAAAUACCAGCGAAUUUAACGUAGAAACUCCACAUCCAGAGUUACUUGAUUCUAUUCAUCCUAUAUAUCCUGCAUUAAUAUCGUGUAAAGAAUCUGUAUCAUCUAUCAUUGAUCAUUUAACUAAUCCUCUUUGGGUGCAACAUUUAUUUACGUAUUUUAAAAAUAGAAAUGUUCAAACUAUAGGAGAUCUCGCACAAUUAACUGAGCGUGAAGUAAACAGAAUUCCUGUAAAGGGUAGUUCAAAAGUUGAAUUUGUAAAAAGUAUAUUAAAAUGCUUUGAAAAAAAGUGUAGUGGAAAAAGAUUGGAUAACGCAGUAGAAGAUUUAGAUAAUGUUUUAAACAACGAAAUAUCAUGUCCCGUAAAUACCAAUGUGCCUGCAUCUACACCGAAAACAACGCCUCAAGAUCAGCAUGAUAAAUUAGCAACUCACAAUACACUAUUAAACCAACCAAGUUCGAGUAAAGUUUUUGAUAAUGUUGCUGUAACCAAUGCACUUAAUAUGUUUAAAAAACCAACAGAAUUCAUUUUAAAUGAAUUGACAACAGAAAUUAUUGCAUUAGAAGCGCCAAAUGUGACAUCUAUACAAAAUGCAAAUGUACCAUCUACGGUUGUCACUUCUAUACCAGAAAAUAUUACUGAAAAUUCUAAUGAUUUUAUUAGAAAUACAACACCAAUAAUGCAAGCAACAACAAAUGCAACCACUGGAAUUAGUAGUGAUUCUACUUAUUUAUUCAAAACUGGAGCAAAUAAAGCGACAAAAUCGGUUGCAGCACAAAUGGCUUUGGAAGAGCUUCUUGAUGAAAUCGAUGUUAAUUUAGUACUAGAAAGUGCUGUAAGAAGAUGCACCCCAGAAAAACUUCUUUUGCAUUAUAAGAACAAAAUAAAACAUGUAUCGCAGGAAUUGGAAAGUGAAACUAUUAGAAUGCUUGGUGGUGAAAAUAGAAAAAAUUCUAAUGAAGUAAUAUUGAAGGCGGCAUGCCGUGCUUGUGGAGUAAAUAAAGUUUUACUUCGACUUCCUGACAUUUUCAGUGCCGACAAACAAUUUUUCGUAAAAGUAUUUAAUGCGUACAGGAAAAAGAUAAAGACCAGUGAAUGUUUGGAUAUGCUUGAUUUCAAUGAGGUUAAGGAUACCGUUUAUGAAAAAUGUAUGUCUUCAGAACUUGCUGAAAUGUUAUCCAAGAAAUUGAAAGAAGAAGAGCAACAAGGAAUAAGGAAGCCUAUGACAGAGUUGUUAAAUUUGGAUGCUAUGUUGAAAAGAAUGCCAAUGGACGUAAUCAUUAGCCACACAGUGGCAAAUGAUGAAUUAAUACCACCGCGUGUUGUUUUGGACAUAGCUUUACAAAAUAAUAGUCCAAGUGACAUAGCGCAAGCUUUGGAAUCUCAAUCUCCUGUUGUCAUGGAGAAUAUUUUCAGUAAACUUUGGUCUUCCCAAUUUGCAGUCGAAUGUAUUGACAAAUUUUGUGAAUCUAAGGAAGAUUUAUUGAAGAUCUUUGAAGCAGUUAGUUCCAAGCUUAAUCGGGAAGAUCUUCUACAAGCAUUUUAUGAAUCCAUGAAUACUAAAUUUAUGGUAAAGCAAGAAAACUAAAACUCAAAAAAAUAAGAGUUUGUAUUUACUGAUCGUUUCAUAAUUUUCGUGUAUCAUAUUUAUUAUUAAUACUAAUUUGUAGUAUUAUUUGUGAUUGGCUCACAAUAAUAUGAUCCUCGACACUGACAUAUAUUAUAGUAUUUUCUUUUCAUAUUAAAUUUUACGGAGAAAUCUGUCAGUAGGACUAUGUUAUAGUACAGCAUUUAUUAGUAACUUCGUGAAAGUAUUUAAUUUUUGCUUUUGCUAAAAUUAUGUUGAAUGUCAUCAUUAGAUAUGUCUAUUAGAUUUAUUAUAUAUUCUUAUGUAAUAUUUUCUUUUUCGUUAUAUAUGAUUAGUUUCAUUGAAGUAGUAGAUAUAUCAUUUUCUAUAAUUUUUACGUUUGUCCUAUCUAUUAUGCAAUAGCUUCAGUCAUGAUAUAAUUUUUAUUGACAAUCUGUAACUUCAAUUUUGGAAAUGAAAAAGAUAGUUAUAUGUACAUAUACAUGUAAUACAAUAAAGUAUUUACGCUUUCAUUAAUAGAUUAAAGAAAUAUCUUUCAUUUCAAGUGCUGGUUAUACCAUUUUUUAUUUAAAUGUGUUCAAAGGAAAGUAUUCUAAUUCCACUUAAAGUAAACUGAGAAAUGAAAAGUAAAAUUUACGUAUAUCCAUUAAAUAUGCUACACACAUAAUGUCUAUUAGCCUUAAAAGAUAUAAUGUAAAUAUUACGUAUGUAUAUUAAAAUAUAAUAUUAAUUGUAAAAAAAUACCAAUAAUCAAUUUGCUAUGAUUUUACUGUUGUUAAUCUAUUUAAAUAUCAUAGUCGAGGAUCAGAUAUGAAUACUUGCUUUAGUUAGAGAAUAAGACAAAAACAAAUCUAAAACAAAGUUUAAAAAAAAUGUACUUGCUUUAAUUUAAAAGAAACGUCAAUUCAAACAUUAAAAUAUUUUACACAGACUGUUACUUCAGAGAUUAUACGUUUAAGUAAUCUUUUUUGUGUACAAAAAUAAAAAAUGUAUUUUAUAAGUAGUCUUUUGCAAUUGCUUGUGUUGAUAAUUGGAAAAAAAAGAACAAUAAUUGCAUGAAAUGAUUCAAAUGUGAAUUGACCAAAAGGCAAACUUGUUUCUAACUUUUGCGUAGAGUUGAAAAAGUGAAAAAUUAAUUACUGAUAUUAAAAAUAUUUUAUACAACAGAAUUCAUGAAAUCUCAGAUUAUUAACCAUGUCUCCACUGUAGUAAGAGUCAAUUAUGUUAUUAGAUGCUGCAUUAUUUUUUAGGAUGUCUAUGAAUAUAUAUUAUAUAACACUUCAACAUUAUAUGAUCUAUGAACAAGAAAAUUAUUACAUUUAACCAUUCAAUCAUUCUUAUGUGAUUGUCAAUCAGUUAUUUCCUCUCGUACAAAAAUAAAUUCAUUCGUUUCAUUCAUUUGUUAAAUUCAUCUCCAAUCAAUAUUGUACAAGUACUAUCAAUUAAUUUUGAUUAAAUUUUUAUGUUGAGAUGUUAUAUAAUUUCAAGUUGAGUUUGUACAUAUGAGAUAAAACAGACUUAUAUUCGUCAUAUCGUUAUAACAGUGAUAGAAAAAGUAAAUAAAGAAAAAUGUAAAAAAAAAGAACAAUAUUAUUGAACAAUAUAAUUAUGAAAUUAAAGAACAAUAUAAUUAUUAUUCACUAACAUUUACUAUCAAUUGUAAGAAACGAUAAGCUUUAAAUAUUAGAAAUAAGCAUUUUUAUAAUGUCUUUUAGAUAUAAUAAUAACAUGCUAAUCGUUAUAAGUGCAUGUUAAUAUCGAUGUGAGAUGUACGAGUGCCUCGAACAAAUAAUCAUACAUUUUCGAAGAUGAUGUUCUCAAAACCAUGUUGUUUUGUUUUACAAAGAAAAGAAAAAAAAAAAUACAACAAUGAUGAUAAUAAUUUUUUGUUAUUGAAAACUUGCAGCUAGAGUUAAAUUAAUAUGUGUUCACGAUAAGUCUAUUUUUUUCGUAUAUCUCACAAGUUAAUAUCUUAAGUAAAUGUUUAAAGAGUCUGCUCCUUUCCAAUUAGUAGUAGGUUCUUUGAUGAAGAUGAAAUUCUUUUUUCACUUUUAUUGAUUAAACAAUUAGUUUUAGAAUUUAGUUUUCGAAAAGCACGUUAAUUUUUUAAGAGAAAAUAUGUGAAGAAAAAGGUAGAGAAAGAUUACUUCAAUUUAGGAUUAGGAAUAAACAAUUUUGCUCCACAUGUGCAUCCAAAGAAUUCUAAUUUACAUAGUGAUUUGCAGUUUUUAAAUCGUCACGAUUUGUUAAUUGGAAAUAUCGUUUGUGAUAAUGAGUUAUUUAUUUGUAUGAAUGUUAAAUUUAAAUUAUUGGUAGAAACUGCACUUUAUUUAAUUUGUUCGAAAGGAGCUGUACACUUCUGCUGUAGUGCAUUAAUCAUACAUGUGUAAACGAUUUUAGUUAAAAGUUUCAACGCAAUACAUACAUAUAUACGUAGAUUUUCUUGGGUCUUAAACAAUACACAUAGUUAAUGACAAACUGUACGAUAGAUUGUACACGUAUCCAAUGUGUGACCUGUAAUAAUGAAUCAAUAUUUUAUACAAAUUGGUAAGAUACAAUAAAUAAG